Molecule: messenger RNA, 1795 nt
Organism: Guyanagaster necrorhizus
Lineage: Eukaryota; Fungi; Basidiomycota; Agaricomycetes; Agaricales; Physalacriaceae
Exons: 2
Coding region: 123-1442 (439 amino acids)
Source: RefSeq, a predicted model, not a curated record
UGCUUGACUCGAAUUUUUGUCUUUUCUUCGGUAUAUAACCGUCGCCUCUUCUCUGGGUUUCCCACCCUGUCGCCUUUCCCCUCGUCGCCGUUCGCAAUUGCGACCAUCUCAUUCUCUUUAUUAUGUUUGAAGAACGCUGUCUAACAUGCGGAAGCCAUCUCCAGGAUGAUGGGCGAGCCUACUGCAGUGAUGAAUGCCAAACACUGGACUCGGCAUCACCGUCCAUCUCGUCGACCAGCAGCGCCUACUCGUCGCCUUCAUUGGGAUAUGCCGUUGGAGGCGACGUUCCGGCCCUCAUUCCGUCCAUGCUAGGCACUGCGCUCAGAAACUUCCAGCAGGAUCGCCAUUCGGUAUCGUCAUCUUCUGCCUCGUCGACUGCAUGGUCAGUGGUCACUGAUGAUGACGAUGACGACCCUAUACUUGGAACCGGUAGUGAUCCCGACAGCGCCGGAGAGUCUAUCUAUGAAACGACAUCCAAAUGCUCUACAUCACAUAGUCUCUUUCCGAAACCGCUCGCAUAUGCGCGCCGUCCUUCUGGUACCAACACCCGCUCUACUGUACCACAUCUUCACAGCCGCACUGGUUCACUCUCUGCCCACGUGCGAGGUCUUCCAAGCGCCACUUCGCAUCCCCACACAGCGCAGGACGAAGAUACCCUGGGCGACUCCGGCUUCCCGUCCCGAGAACUUGAGGAUUAUAUAGAGCAGAUGAUUCCCCAGUCGGCGCCAGAACGGCAACAUAACCAGUUCGCUCAUGAGCAGGACCACUCUACUACCAUCACAAAGACCAAACGGUCUCGCAAUCGCACCAGUCUUCCGGCGUACUUCUCAUUACUCCAGAUGAACGGUGCACAAAACCCUUUUCCGAUCUCCCAAACAUCAAAACGGGCCUCGCCCUCUAUCUCAAAUUCUUCAGGCCAGACCGUGGUCAAGCCUUCACCUCCUACACCAAAAGUGUCCUUAGGACUUCCCCCAUUCGUCCCUCCUCGCGGCCGUCGUCGGGAUGUGGGUGCAUCCCAGAGAAAGUCCCGGUCUGACGAUUCCUUUAGUUGCAGCUCUCGCUCAACCAGUGAUUCACGACAUGACCCCUCCCUUGCACUUUCGCCGCCACGGGAGACGCGUUUUGUUCCUCGACCACGCCUGGAUAGCCGAGGUAACACGGAUUCCGUUUUCGACUGCUCUUCGGUGCCAGACCCUCGGCGAGGACGGACUGCUGUAAGGAGGAACAGCUCUCCACCGCCGAAAAUGACGGCACCGAUGUUUGUGUUCGAAGGCCGUGAACGUUACAGGGACAACACCGCCAGGCCCCAUACACGGGGACGGGCCAGGGUUGAAGAGCUGGAUGGUGUCGGCGGGUCCGAAGACGCACCGGGACUUGGUUACGGGCGUAGUGGACUGGUUGAUCGGGAGCGAGGACACAGGGCAGGAAGGUUCCGGUCAUAAUGAAACCCGACUUUUCCAACAUGCUCUCUCGCUCAUACCUUGCUUCCCGUCACUGUAUUAUCGUCCAUACUCUUUCUAGCUCAAACUCCAUCUCAAAAAAGCACCGCAUUAAAGACAAGACGCCACACGAUUUGUAUCAGCGACUACCGAACAUAUUAUCAACGCAUCAUCACGAAAAGACCACCGGGACGUGGUUUCAUCUGCGCUUUGCCUGUAUAGAAUGAAGAUUUUCGCAUCAUCCUCAUCAGCACUCAACCAUCAUUGGUCAUCACCCUCUCAUCAUAUUAUUUUUGCUGGCAUACUCUCUCCAAGUCUUCAUUUUCGGGUUAUUUGAGGGCGUCCCGGUUUCGCCA